Molecule: messenger RNA, 795 nt
Organism: Neomonachus schauinslandi (Hawaiian monk seal)
Lineage: Eukaryota; Metazoa; Chordata; Mammalia; Carnivora; Phocidae
Gene: TNFSF8
Product: TNF superfamily member 8
Exons: 4
Coding region: 1-705 (234 amino acids)
Biological process (GO): immune response; CD8-positive, alpha-beta T cell differentiation
Cellular component (GO): membrane
Molecular function (GO): tumor necrosis factor receptor binding
Source: RefSeq, a predicted model, not a curated record
AUGGACCCAGGGCUGCAGCAAGCACUCACCCAAGUGGCCCCUUCUCAAGACACAGCCAUGCAUGUGCCAGCAGGCCCCGUCACCAGCCACUUGGGAACCACGAGCCGUGGCUAUUUCUACUUCACCACCACCGCGCUGGCUCUGUGUCUCGUCUUUGCUGUGGCAACCAUUAUGAUGUUGGUAGUUCAGAAGACGGACUCCAUUCCUAACCCACCGGGAAAAUUCCCCCUUAAAGGAGGAAAUUGCUCAGAGGACAUCUCAUGUAUACUGGAAAAGGCUCCAUUCAAGAAGUCAUGGGCCUACCUGCAAGUGUCAAAGCAUAUAAACAAAUCCAAGUUGUCUUGGAACAAAGAUGGCAUUGUCCAUGGAGUCAGAUAUCAGGACGGGAAUCUGGUAAUCCAGUUCCCAGGUUGGUAUGUCAUCAUUUGCCAACUGCAAUUUCUCGUGAGAUGCCCAGAACAUUCUGUUGACCUGAAGUUGGAGCUUCUCAUCAACAAAGACGUCAAAAAGCAGACGCUGGUGACAGUGUGUGAGUCUGGAGCACAAACCAAAAACAUAUACCAAAAUCUCUCUCAAUUCUUGCUGGAGCACCUCCAGGUCAACACCACCAUAUCAGUCAAGGUGGAUAAAUUCCAGUAUGUGGAUACAAACACCUUUCCUCUUGAGAAUGUGUUGUCUAUCUUCUUAUAUAGUAGUUCAGACUGAACCAUUUCUUCUGGUCUUCAGGAAGAAAGCCACUCUCUACCAUACAGUACUUCAUCCAUCCAAACACUUGGGCAAAAAGAAAACUCUAGA